Messenger RNA from Heterostelium album PN500, 204 nucleotides. RefSeq lists its product as uncharacterized. Lineage: Eukaryota; Evosea; Eumycetozoa; Acytosteliales; Acytosteliaceae. The transcript is spliced from 2 exons. The record is from RefSeq and is a predicted model, not a curated record. Gene Ontology annotation, biological process: mRNA processing. The coding region runs from base 1 to 204 and encodes 67 amino acids.
AUGAAGAUACAAAUAGAAGGAUCUGAAUUGGUAGAUUCAUUACCAUAUAUCGAUGCACCUAUUACCGAAGGUGAGCAAGCAAUUAUAAAUGAAAUGAUAAGAGAAGAAAUGACAAAGUUUGUACCACCAGAUUACCUAUCACAAUUACCUUUACCACAUAGUUUUAAUUUCAAUGUACGUAGUCACUAUAAAUCAUUCGAUUAA